Messenger RNA from Phytophthora infestans T30-4, 1266 nucleotides. RefSeq lists its product as uncharacterized. Gene Ontology annotation, molecular function: calcium ion binding. Lineage: Eukaryota; Oomycota; Peronosporomycetes; Peronosporales; Peronosporaceae. The transcript has a single exon. Bases 1 to 1266 code for a protein of 421 amino acids. The record is from RefSeq and is a predicted model, not a curated record.
AUGUUCGUAGCGUGGAUCUUGCUGCUUGUUCACCUUAUGGUCUUCCUCUUCUUCCGCUCUUGCGUUCACUAUCUUCUUCGCAUUGCGGCAUUCAAUGAGGACAAGAAGAUUUUGAUUAAAAACUUGAAUACGAUAGCCGAAGAAGAGGCAAAGGCGUGGCAGAAUGAAGAAGCCGACAAGGCGUUGGAGAUCAUGAGUAGCAUUCAAGAGCAACACGAGGAGUACGAGUACCAACGCGUUCAACGCCAACGUAAACUCCAUCAACAAGGCUUCUACCACCGAACAGCAGCGACGAUGGGUAUCGCACACGAGACUUCGGGCAAGCUAUUCGAGAGCAUCAACGGUGUCGUACCGGAGUCUCUAAAGAUCGACAUCCGGUUCUUCUCGUACAAGGCGUGGCACGUCUCGGUCAUCCUCCUUCUCAUCCUUAACGGGUUCCUUAUCACUCUGUUCGUACAAUGUGCACUCUAUGAUUUAGACGAGAUCUACGAAGACUUUGGUGUGCUAGCGACGGUUCUGGUCCCACUACCGCUCGCGUUGAACGCGCUGUACUUCCAACGCCACAUCUUCUACGACUUUGUCGUUGUAAGCAGCACGCUUCGUAUCGACUCCCAUACACUCAGUGAUGUGGUGGAGAACUUCCGGGAGAUCGUGCAGCUACGUUCAGAGUUUGCAACUUCACUGCAUCAACACAUGACGCAACAUGAACUCACAGUGGAAGACCUUCAGGAAGAAUUGAAGGCACGAGACGCAACUGGUAGCGGGUACAUCGAGGUGCACGACCUACGUUCCGUACUUGGGAAGUUUGGAUUCCGCUUGACGCGCUAUCGCUUCAAUAGUGUCGCGAAGCUACUUUUUGAGCUCGAGGGUACGAUGGUAUCGUAUGCUCAAGUGGUGCGCUUAGUCGUGAUGGCUCAGAGCGAGAACUUCGUUGAGACUUUGCCAGUCACUCAGCACGGUGCUCACCCGUUGCUGCGACCAAGUGUAAUGAUGUACGAUCACGAGGGACAACCGAGUGUGCUCUCGCAGUCAAACUACGAGUUGCACGCAUCAACGCGUCAGCUACCGCUGCUUGCCGAGUCGAAGGGGGCAGAGCCCAGGCCAGACGACUUCGUAGGUGGGGCGGGGAGCAGUUUUGUCCUUCACCCGAUAUCACACCGUGGUAUCAACCCAAGUGCGCAGUCAGCGAUGGCACGGCCUAGCGUCAGCUCCCAGGCACUACACGACAUGUUCAACCUACAUGGACUACCAGAUGCGCCUCAGUAG